Botrytis byssoidea is the source of this 783-nucleotide messenger RNA. RefSeq lists its product as uncharacterized. Bases 1 to 783 code for a protein of 260 amino acids. The record is from RefSeq and is a predicted model, not a curated record. Lineage: Eukaryota; Fungi; Ascomycota; Leotiomycetes; Helotiales; Sclerotiniaceae. The transcript has a single exon.
AUGCCACCUCUAACUCGAAAUUUCUGGAACCAACCUUGGGCCAGCUACAACACGGCAUUGAAGGAGUGCAAUCACUGUCAACUAACAUUUACACUCUACAACUGCGGCUGUGUCAGAAUGACUCUCCCACAUUUCGGCAAUGAUCCCCUCAGCAAAUCAUGCCAAAUUCAUCCUCCUUCCGACUAUUCCUCCAAACCCAAACCGACCACAAGACCCAAGAUUUUCUACAAGCGAAAAAAUUCCGGUUGUGGAAGAGUCAAUGAAAAGGAUUGCAAAUGGAAUGCGAAAAGAGAAGAACAAUGUUCAUAUGAUCCCAAAACCCGUCGAGAUUGCGAAAGCUAUGUUGAUAUCUACAUAAAAUGUACCCAUGUAGAAAUAGGCAUUGUGCGAAAGUGUCAAAGUGAAGAGCAUCGUCGUAAUCGUGGAGAACCGCUGAAACAUAUGCCACAAAUUGUUGGCGGUAUUGUGGACAAAUUCUGCAGUCAAGAAUGUGCAGAUAAACAAGCAGUUCUUGAUGAGGAACAACGAAUUUUGGAAGAGAAAGCCUGUAGAAGAAGUGAGAACGAGGCUCAGGCAAGGAAUGAAGAGGAAAGAUAUUCUAGGUUUGACAUGCAAUACAAACAAAACCGAGGUACCCAAAGACCUCGCAGCGAUAGGCCAACUGAUGAUAGUGCUUCGACGUCGUCGACUUCCUCGGGAUCGUCAAGUUAUCAGUAUUACCGGUAUACUGAUGCUCAGCUUGAGGAAAUCGCGCGGCAUACCACUCGGAAAUACAGACAUUAG